CUGCUUUAGACUUCUCCAAGCCAGAGUUUUCUUCCUUUUGUGCAAGAACAAGCACACCAGAUCCCUUGGAAUGAAGAGAACUAUCAAGGUGAAAAACACCUACACCAGCUGGAGUUGGUGCAACCAGACCCUUCCUUGUGGAUUGUGGACACAUUUCUAUCAGUGAAUUGUCUGUUUGGAUUGGUUAAUGAUUUCCGAAUGGCUGUAAGAAUCUGGUGAAUGAUCUUUGGUUGAAGAAUUGUCAACAAAAUCUGAGUAAAAAUAACAAACUGCAAAAUUUUCCAGAUCAAGAAAAAAGGAAAAGAAACAGAUGUAAUUGACUUCUACUUAAGCAAAACGUUCUUUACAGUGUCUUGGGUGGACUCUAGGAUGACAGUCCUGCUGACCAGCCUUCUGUUGCUGAUGUCCUUGGAAAUGCUGGUUAUGUCUCACCUUCUGAUGGAUAUGGCUCUGCAGUCCUUUGAUGAGCAGUAUCUGGGAGGCAGAGAGAAGGUGAUGGAAGAACUAGAGCAAGGAGACUAUUUCCAAAAGGAAAUAGCUGCUAACAAGGACUAUUUGAGUCUCUGGAAAAAGGCUCAGGAGACUUUGUUAAAGAGCCCUGUAGGUCUCCUGAGGGAGAUGCGUGAGAGCCAUGCCAUAGUCCUCAUGGCUUACACCAUGAACUCUUCCCUGCACUCUCAGCUGAACUGGGCCACAUCUACAGCAGGAAGGUCUCCAGAGCACUACAGACACAACUUCAGUUUCAAAUAUUUUAAUUUUUACUUAACAACUGCUAUCCAGAUAAUAAAGCAAAGGCAGAGAGGCAAGGAGAGCGUGGGGAAACGUAAGUGCUACCGGGUUCACAGAGGUGUAAAAGAAUAUAUUGAGGCCAUGGUAGGCAGCAGGGUGCAAUUUGGCUGUUUCACCUCCACCUCACGCCUCUGGAAGGAACCCCAGAAGUUUGGGAAUGAAACUUUGUUUACAGUGACCACUUGCCUGGGAGCAGCUGUGCAAGGCUCUUCUUACUAUACAUCUGAGAAGGAAGUCCUCAUUCCCCCUUACGAGUCAUUCCUUGUCAAAAUCUUCUUUCGGACACAGCAAGGGAACCGGCUGCAACUGCAUUCUGUGGGGAACUACAGCAAGUACCACUGUGAGCUCGUGGAAGCUUCAAGAAGCAAGAACAGCUGUUCCACUGCCUUCACCUCUGCUGUUCUUCCUAGCGUAGUUCGAGUUUUCAUGUGCUUGGCCUGCAAUGACUGAUUCUCUGGCCGCAUCCAUGUGUAAACAUCUGAAUAGCAGGAAAGAAG
Molecule: messenger RNA, 1286 nt
Organism: Athene cunicularia (burrowing owl)
Lineage: Eukaryota; Metazoa; Chordata; Aves; Strigiformes; Strigidae
Gene: ART4
Product: ADP-ribosyltransferase 4 (Dombrock blood group)
Molecular function (GO): NAD+-protein-arginine ADP-ribosyltransferase activity; NAD+ poly-ADP-ribosyltransferase activity
Source: RefSeq, a predicted model, not a curated record